AUGGCGCCUUUCCGGCCAGCACUUUUGGUCAUAGAUUUCCAGGAGGACUUCUGUCCUCCGAACGGAUCUCUCGCCGUAGCAGGUGGUAGAGACAUCGCUGCUACAAUCAACAAGCUCCUUGAUCUUCCCUUUGUGCUCAAGGUCGCGACCAAGGACUGGCACCCACCGUCACAUAUAUCGUUUGCAUCAAAUCACAAGGAUAAGCAGCCAUUUACAGACACCAUUACCAUAAUCAACCCCGCCAACUCCGAGGAGACAUAUGAGUCCCGCCUAUGGCCGGUUCACUGUGUUCAGGGCACGCCCGGCGCGGAACUGAUACCGGAGCUGGCCAUUGGCAAGAUAGACAAGAUCAUGGAGAAGGGGCAGGACGAUAGGGUCGAGAUGUACAGCCCGUUCUACGAUCCGUUUGAGAGCCCGAGGGGUUGUGACAGCGGGCUGGCUGAUUUAUUGAGAAGCUACAAUGUCACCGAUGUGUAUGUGGUUGGGCUGGCCGCUGACUACUGCGUGUUCAACUGUGCCAAGGACUCUGCCAAAGAAGGCUUCAGAACCUUUGUCGUGGAACAAGCCACGAAGGCGGUUGAUCCGGACAACUGGCCACAGAAACGAAAAGAGCUGGAGGACUUGGGCGCCAAGAUCGUGAGCAUGGAGAGUGACAAGGUACAGAGACUCAUGACGGCUUUCUAA
Molecule: messenger RNA, 684 nt
Organism: Pestalotiopsis fici W106-1
Lineage: Eukaryota; Fungi; Ascomycota; Sordariomycetes; Amphisphaeriales; Sporocadaceae
Exons: 2
Coding region: 1-684 (227 amino acids)
Source: RefSeq, a predicted model, not a curated record